This is a messenger RNA of Alternaria viburni, 612 nucleotides long. RefSeq names its product 40S ribosomal protein S7 (gene CRP15). The transcript has 4 exons. Gene Ontology annotation, molecular function: structural constituent of ribosome. Gene Ontology annotation, cellular component: ribosome; 90S preribosome; small-subunit processome. Gene Ontology annotation, biological process: translation; ribosomal small subunit biogenesis; rRNA processing. Bases 1 to 612 code for a protein of 203 amino acids. The record is from RefSeq and is a predicted model, not a curated record. Lineage: Eukaryota; Fungi; Ascomycota; Dothideomycetes; Pleosporales; Pleosporaceae.
AUGUCCGCCAACUCGCUGAACAAGAUCGCGCCCAACAGCCCCUCGAGGCAGAACCCCUCUGAGAUCGAGACCAGCAUCGCCAGCGCGUUGACUGACCUCGAGAACAACGUCCCCGACCUGAAGGCUUCUCUGCGCCCUCUCCAGUUCGUCUCUGCUCGCGAGAUCGAGGUUGGCCACGGACGCAAGGCUAUUGUCAUCUUCGUCCCUGUUCCCCUUCUGUCCGGAUGGCACAAGGCCCAGCAGCGUCUCACCCGUGAGCUCGAGAAGAAGUUCUCCGACCGCCACGUCCUGAUCGUUGCUUCCCGCCGCAUUCUUCCCCGCCCCAAGCGCUCCAACCGCUCGCGCACCACCCAGACCCAGAAGCGUCCCCAGUCCCGGACUCUCACCGCUGUCCACGACGCCAUCCUGACCGACCUCGUCUACCCCGUCGAGAUUGUCGGCAAGCGUCUCCGUACCCGCGAGGACGGCAGCAAGAUCCUCAAGGUUGUCCUUGACGAGAAGGAGCGCGGCGGUGUUGACUACAGGCUCGACACCUACAGCGAGGUCUACAAGCGCCUCACUGGCAAGGGCGUCAACUUCGAGUUCCCCCAGAGCCAGCAGACCGACUACUAG